UAAGCCUGAGUACAGUUACCUUCUGGCUAUCAGCAUACUCACUGUAGCAGCCAGGAAGGUGCCCCUCACUCUCCCUUCAAGAGAAAUCUUAUCUUUAGCUGCAAGGAGUACCGUGAACUGACAGCCUCUGGCUGUAGCACUGUCAGGAUCCUGGGCAGCCCGGCCAAUAGCUACACACCGUACUGGCACUUGGACAUUCUUGCACGAUACAGGGUCUCAUUGAGUUGCUUUACACCUCACCUUAUUGAGUUGCUUGGCACCAUGCCAUUGCUAAAGCUGGCUUUGAACUUUCAAACCUCCUGCCUCAGCCUCUGAAGCCUCUGGGAUUACAGCUUGUCUUGUCCACAGCCUGGGGGCCGGACCAAGUCACUUCUGACAUGGGCGCUCUUCCUUGGCUGCUUCUUUUCCUGCUACUCCAGGGAGCCAAAGGGAACUCUGGAGAUGAUGCUGACACCGAGGAAGUAGUUGCAGUCCUUCAGGAGUCCAUCAGCCUCCCCCUGGAAAUCCCACCGGAUGAAGAGGUUGAGAACAUCAUCUGGUCCUCUCAGAGAAGGCUUGCUACGGUGAUGCCAGGGAAAGAGGGACAGCCAGCGACCAUCACCGUGAUUGACCCUCACUACCAGGGUCGAGUGAGCUUCCUGGAGCCCAGCUACUCUCUGUACAUCAGCAAUGUGAGCUGGAAGGACGCAGGGUGUUACGAAGCUGAAGUCAACAUGAGGACUGCUCAGCUGUCAAUCACCCAGCUGUACAAUCUACGCGUCUACCAACGGCUGUUGAAGCCCAGAAUCACUGUGAACUUUGAGAUCUCUGGGGAAGGUUCCUGUAAUAUAUCCCUGACAUGCUUUGUGGAGAAGGGAGGCAUGGAUGUGACCUACAGCUGGCUCUCCUGGGGGGACAGUGCUGGCUCAGCCCACGAAGGCCCCAUCCUCAGAGCAUCCUGGAGGCCUGGGGACAGUGCUCUUUCCUAUACCUGCAGGGUCAGCAACCCCAUCAGCAACAUCAGCUCCCAUCCUAUCCCUGCUGGGUCUUUCUGUGCAGAUCCUGGCUAUCCUGAGAAGUCUUCCACAGUCUUCUGCCUCCUGGCUAAGGGAUUGCUGCUCCUCUUGCUCUUGGUAAUUCUAGUGGUGAGCCUCUGGGUCAUCCGAGUCUACAAAAUGCCAAGGAUGAGGUAUCUCAAGAGAAACAGAAUGAGACUGAGGAAAAGGGGGAAGGCUGGCCCCAGCCCAGCCUGACCUGGGUCUUGACUCUGGCUUUUCUUUCCAGCCUUGGGGAUCUUCUGGCCAGGUGGGCAGAGGGGAAGCGGGGGUUCUCAGGGGUGGAUACUCAAAGGACCAUAUUUUCCAAGAGAAGACCACCUGGCAAUAAAAUCAA
Molecule: messenger RNA, 1371 nt
Organism: Marmota flaviventris (yellow-bellied marmot)
Lineage: Eukaryota; Metazoa; Chordata; Mammalia; Rodentia; Sciuridae
Gene: Slamf9
Product: SLAM family member 9
Biological process (GO): T cell activation; plasmacytoid dendritic cell cytokine production
Cellular component (GO): membrane; external side of plasma membrane
Source: RefSeq, a predicted model, not a curated record